Corticium candelabrum is the source of this 786-nucleotide messenger RNA. RefSeq names its product calaxin-like. Gene Ontology annotation, molecular function: calcium ion binding. The record is from RefSeq and is a predicted model, not a curated record. The transcript has 5 exons. Bases 20 to 646 code for a protein of 208 amino acids. NCBI's taxonomy places the organism in Eukaryota, Metazoa, Porifera, Homoscleromorpha, Homosclerophorida, Plakinidae.
UAGCGGCGACGCAUUGACCAUGUCGGGACAUGACGGACCUUCAUCGAUAAAUAUCAUCGAGAGGAAACGGAUUGCCAAGUUGGCUGAACAUUUGAGCAAGAGCACACACUUCGCUGCGAAAGAGGCCGAACACUUGCUUCAUUAUUUCUACAAGAAGCGACUACGGGAUAAGGAUAAGAUGGAUCGCAUCACGUUCCGUCAUAUUCUUCACGUCAGCUUUCAAAUUUCGGACGACUUUCUGAUGGACAGAAUUUUUCGCGCGUUUGAUAAAGACAACGACAGCCAUAUUAGUAUGGAAGAGUGGAUAGAGGGAUUGAGCACGUUUGUACGCGGAACUAAAGAAGAAAAAAUUAAUUUUGCUUUCGUUGUGUAUGAUGUAAACGGUGACGGGUACAUUUCGAAGGAAGAUAUGUUUCCAAUGCUGAAGGCUUCCUUGGUCAAAAUGCCAACAGAGGAAGAUCCCGAGGAAGGAAUCAAGGACCUUCUUGACUUGGUGUUAAAGAAAAUGGAUCAUGAUAAAGACGGUCGUCUGUCUCAUGUUGACUUCACUAAGUCUGUUUGCAACGAUUCUCUUCUACUUGAGGUCUUCGGUCCGUGUCUACCGACCACCGAAGCAGCAGACAAAUUCAUGGAAGAAUUCCAAUAAUCAACUCUUACCAUAUUUAUUACUUAUUCAUACAGCUAUCAACACAGAGAAAACUAAACUUUAGAUCUAAAUUGCCAUAGCAAUAGUCCGAGCCUCGAGGCCAAGCAGCGCAUUACUAUUGAUAUCAAUAUGAGUUUUGU